GACAGAAAUUCUGGCGGCACUUAUGAGUAAACAGCCGAAAUAUAGGAAUGAAACGAACUAAUGAGUGACAAUCACUUAUCUACUUACUCCCAGGAAUAACGUAAACAGCUGAAAUCUAAGAACCGGUCCAAAGUGAAACGACCUUACGAUAGACAAACACAUACCUACAUACUCCCACGAAUUCUGAGUUAACAGCCGAAAUAUAGGUGCCGAUCCAGAGUGAAAUGAACUUACGAGUGACAAUCACUUAUCUAAUUACUCCCAGGAAUAACGGUAUUCAGUCGAGACCGGGGAUUUUAUGUUUACAUUAACUAAAAGCUGUUUCGUGGACCAUGCACUGCAAUAGCUCCAGAAGGUUAUUUACAAAUACUUGUGGAUAGUCCUCCAGAUUGGAGGUUGAUCGGUGGGAGAGCACCUCAUUAUCGUAGAAAACAAUCAGGAAUUCUUCAAUCAUCUCGAGCAAAGUAAUGGAAUCAAGACUGGAGUUAUCUAUAUUUAAAACUUGGAUUUUUUUAUUGUGUCAAUCUAAAGGAGGUGGUCUUCUAGAGCCGGAACCUGAAUUUUUUUUUUUAUUGAUUCAAUCUUAAGAAAAUGUCCUUCAAGAUCUUGCUACUGCUGUAUCACUCUGGUUACACCAUUACUUGCCAAAUGCUAUAUCACUGCAUCAAAGACACUCUGCACAGGAGCAUUUCUGAAAAAGAUUAUUUAUCAAUAAUUGCUGUACAUGGUUCAAGAAGGAUAUACAAUUAUUUAAUGGUGUAGAGGGAAUAGGACGCAAGUUCUGGCAUAUCAUGUGUGACGUUUCGGCCUCGUUCCUCUUCUACUGGCUAAAAGGUACACUUAGUCAUUGACCUAUAGAUGGGCUGCUAUAAAAAAAUGUUGGACAACAAGAUUGGUUGACGAGGAAACACGAUGUUUGAGACAUCACAUCAACAUAAUCGUACUAUCGGCGUCCACCAAGAGACACCAAUUUUCGGAAGAUUCCACGUGAUUAUGAAUGUUGCCGAUACCAAUAAAGUAUUGAUGCUUUUCUUUCGAUACAAGUACUUUUUGUAUUCGAUACCAUGGUUAUGAUACUGAUAUCGAUAAGAAAAUACUGGUAUCGAAUGAACAGUAUUGAAUCAAAUACUAAUCGCCAUAUUGGUUCAAAAAUCAAAAUACUCGAAUGCUAUCGUACAAUAAUUAUUUUCUAAUAAAAUGGUUUGUGCGCGUGGUGGUGGAUUUGUUUACAUAAAUCAGUCAUCACACCAUAGUCUAUACUCUAUACGAUUAUAUUAUUAUUUCCACGGACCAGAAACCACGGUCCACUAUAGAAUACAUAGACUUCUAUACUAAACUAGAUAAGGUACUCGCGUUAUCGGAUGAAGCAUUAUCAACGUUAGGUCGCCAUUUUGUUGGUUGGCAAAACAUUAUACAUUUUGUAUCAUGCACGUGCUAAGUGAAUUAUUAUUUUAGUAUUUUAUACAGUUAUACAUUUAAAUACGUUAUAUUUUAGUUGUUUUUUAUUAUAUUAAAGUUAUAAUUAUUAUGCCAGUAUCGUGCGUGGCAUUUGGAUGUUCCAAUAGGUAUAAAUCCGGUCAAAAUAUUCACUUUUUUCGAUUUCCUUUGAAUAAUGAAAAUGUAAAUCAAAAGUGGAUUAUUGCAUUGAGACGAAAACAUUUUAUACCUACCCAAUGGAGUCGAAUAUGUAGUAUUCAUUUCAUUGAAAGUGAUUAUGAACUAAGACCUGGUACAACUAAACCACGUUUAAAAAUUGAUGCUGUACCAUCAAAUUUCCCAUCUUUUCCUUCUUACUAUAAAAAUUCUGCCAAACGUCCUCGAAAAGAACCUACAAAAAGAAGUUAUACACCGAUUGAUGUUCCAAAAAUUGAUACAGACCUUGAAGUAGAAGACAAUUCACUGGUUGAAAAUAGUGAUGGUUUUCUAAAAAUACAUUCUGUUGCCGAUAAAGAAGUUCAAACAUUAGAAAAUUAUGGAAAUGAACUCUUCUUAAAAAGUAAAAUCAAGAAAUUACAACAAAAAUUAAGAAGAAAGCAAAAUAAAAUAAAUAAUUUACAAGAUUUACUGAAAGACCUAAGGUAUAAAAGUUUAAUUGAUGCUGAACCAGGAAAUAUUAUAGAAAAUUGUUUCAGUGGUAAUAUUUUAUAAUUAUU
This is a messenger RNA of Sipha flava (yellow sugarcane aphid), 2153 nucleotides long. RefSeq names its product THAP domain-containing protein 1-like. The transcript is spliced from 11 exons. The record is from RefSeq and is a predicted model, not a curated record. The coding region runs from base 1528 to 2148 and encodes 206 amino acids. Lineage: Eukaryota; Metazoa; Arthropoda; Insecta; Hemiptera; Aphididae.